Messenger RNA from Phasianus colchicus (ring-necked pheasant), 8462 nucleotides. RefSeq names its product Rho guanine nucleotide exchange factor 12 (gene ARHGEF12). Gene Ontology annotation, biological process: Rho protein signal transduction; G protein-coupled receptor signaling pathway. Gene Ontology annotation, molecular function: GTPase activator activity; guanyl-nucleotide exchange factor activity; G protein-coupled receptor binding. Gene Ontology annotation, cellular component: cytoplasm. NCBI's taxonomy places the organism in Eukaryota, Metazoa, Chordata, Aves, Galliformes, Phasianidae. The record is from RefSeq and is a predicted model, not a curated record.
UCGGGGCGGGCGGCGGCGGCGGGCGAUGGGCGGCGGGAGCUGAGCUGAGCUGAGCGGCCUGCAGGGCGCCGCGCACCGCGGGCUGCGCCUGGCGGGGGGCAUCGCGGCUCUUGGCUUUUUACCGAAGUUUUUUUUUUUUUUUUUUCCUCCGCUUACUUCCGCGGGUUGGAUACUGAGUGCGCGAAGAGUUUGGGAUUCUUUUUCUUUUUUUCUUUUUUUCUUUUUUUCCUUUUUUUUUUUUUUUUUUUAAUUUGUUCUUUCUGAACCGCUUCUCUCGGUGCGUGCCUCCCCCCCCGCAGCGGGGUUGCGGCGGGGAGCCGAACCGCACUGACAGCCCCGCCGUGAUCGUACCAUGUAAAUUGGAUAGCACGAGCUCUGGGCAGAGGCUCCAAUGAGUGGCACACAGCCCGCAACCACGGACAGGUUUCCUCUUAAAAAACCUACAAGGCACGGCAGCAUUCUGAGCAGAGAGUCUCCAGCAGACAAGAAGCAGAAGGUUGAGCGCUGCAGCAGCACCCACGACUUCGAUCCGACAGAUAGCUCCUCCAAGAAGACAAAGUCUAGUUCGGAGGAGAGUAGAUCCGAGACGUAUGGUCUUGUUCAGCGGUGUGUUGUUAUCCAACGGGAUGAAAAUGGAUUUGGGCUGACAGUCAGUGGAGACAACCCAGUCUUUGUGCAGUCUGUCAAAGAAGAUGGAGCAGCCAUGCGAGCUGGAGUGCAAACGGGUGAUAGAAUUAUCAAGGUGAAUGGCACUCUUGUAACACACUCAAACCAUUUGGAGGUGGUAAAGCUGAUCAAGUCGGGUUCCUAUGUAGCUCUCACUGUUCAGGGGCGCCCACCGGGGUCGCCCCAGAUUCCCUUGGCUGAUUCUGAAGUGGAUCUGGCAGCAUUUGGGCAUAUGUCUCCCAUCAUGACAUCACCCCAUUCUCCUGGCACAUCAGGAAAUGCAGAAAGGAUUACUAGCCCGGUGCUUAUGGGGGAGGAGAAUAAUAUUGUCCACAACCAGAAGGUGGAGAUUCUGAGAAAGAUGCUACAAAAAGAGCAAGAGCGGCUGCAGUCUCUGCAAGAAGAGUACAGCCGAUCUGCCAGCUCACGACUGCUCAGAGAGAUACAGGAAACAAAGAAGCACAUUACUCAGCUGCAGGAGCAGCUGUCCAAAGCCACAGGCUGUGCUCAGGAUGGAGUUUUGUCCUCCAGGUCUGUGGCAGAAUCGCUGCAGGUCAGUGAAGUGGAGGCAGAGAGUGGGGAUGCUCUGAGCAAACUGGAUUACAGUAGUGACAGCCCCUCUCGACCAAACAGUGACAUUGCUGAUAGUCCUCGCAGUGGCCUGAAGGAGCGGGUUUAUCUGGAUGAGAGCCCAGAGAAGACUGAGGUUCAAGAUACUGAUUCUCAGUCCAGCAUUGGAAGUCCUUCAUCCCGUGUGGGACCACAGAUCAUUGGAGCAGAGGAUGAUGACUUUGACACUGAGCAGGAGCAGAUAAAUGGACAAUGCAGUUGUUUCCAAAACAUUGAGCUCCUGAAGUCUCGCCCAGCUCACCUGGCUGUUCUUCUGCACCAUGUGGUGUCCCAGUUUGACCCUGCAGCAUUGUUGUGCUACCUUUACUCAGACUUGUACAAGCAGACCAAUGCAAAAGAGACUCGGCGUGUCUUCCUGGAGUUUUACCAGUUCUUCUUGGACCGAGCUGCAAAUCUUAAAGUUCCAAUACCAGAUGAAAUCUCUGUAGAUCUAGAGAAAAGAAGGCCAGAACUCAUUCCUGAAGAGCUUCAUCGCCACUACAUACAAACUAUGCAAGAUAAAGUCUGUCCAGAAGUUCAGAGGAAUCUGGAAGAUUUCAGGCAGAAACGUAGUAUGGGGUUGACCCUGGCAGAGGGAGAGUUGACCAAGUUGGAUGCAGAAAGGGUUCGUGACCGGAACGCGGUGGAGAAGGAAAGAGCAUGUGCAGAACAGAUUAUUGCCAAAAUUGAGGAAGUCCUGAUGACAUCUCAGCCUUUGGAGGAAGACAAGAGCUCCACCAUACAAUAUGUGAUUCUUACUUACAUGAAGCACCUGGGAGUCAAAGCUAAAGAGGCUCGGAACCUGGAACAGAAGCGUGGCCGUAUUGGUUUCUUGCCAAAGAUCAAGGUACAGAGUAUCAAGAAAGAGAAAGAAGGAGAUGAAAAAGGAAAGAGGAGAGGCUUUCCUAAUCUCUUGGGCCCACCAAGGAGACCAAGCCGACAUGACAGCAGUGCAAUUGGCAGAGCCAUGGAGAUACAGAAGCAACGGCACCAAAAGCACAUCCCUGCAGUGCCUUCUGUUAGCCCAGAGCCUCCAGAUUCAGGCAAGCUGCGCCAGAGUGGGUCCUCCAGUGAUGGCACAGAUGCACCAUACCCACCUGCCAACCCAAUGUCUCCUUUGGCAGUGGGUCCUUUUUCAUCUCCAGAGGGAAACAAGGACAGUGAAUCAGGCUCAAAGCAGACAGGAGAAGCCCCACCUGCUAAUGAGUGUGUGGAUGGCACACCCCGCACACCCAAUACUACUUUUGAAUUCCCAUCUCCCUUGGAAAACUUGCCAGAGGAGGAGGGAGAGUCAGAGAGAGUGGUCGACAUGGGGACACCAAAGCCUUUUCGCAAGAUGGACAGCGUUGGUUUUGCAGAUGUACAAAGUGAAGAUGAGCUGUAUGACUUUGACAUGGACACAGACCCCCCUAACUGGCAGCAGCUUGUGAGCCGAGAAGUGUUGAUGGGACUGAAACCCUACGAGAUCAAGAGGCAAGAAGUGAUUAAUGAGUUGUUUUACACUGAGAGAGCUCACGUCCGCACCCUGAAGGUUCUGCACAACGUUUUCUAUCAGCGUGUCACCCGGGAAGGGAUCCUCAACUCCAGUGACAAAAGGAAGAUCUUUUCAAAUCUGGAAGAUAUCCUGGGGCUUCAUGUCGCAUUGAAUGAUCAGAUGAAAGCGGUCCGGAAAAGGAAUGAGACUUCUGUUAUUGACCAAAUUGGGGAGGACUUGCUUUCUUGGUUCAGUGGAGCAGCAGAGGAGAAGCUGAAACAUGCCACUGCCACGUUCUGCAGUAACCAGCCCUUUGCUCUGGAGGUCAUAAAGUCCCGUCAGAAGAAGGACUCUCGUUUCCAGACUUUCGUGCAGGAUGCUGAGAGUAAUCCCCUGUGUCGCCGCCUGCAGCUGAAGGAUAUCAUUCCAACAGAGAUGCAGAGAUUGACAAAGUACCCCCUUCUGCUGGAUAACAUUGCAAAGUACACAGAACUGCCUGAAGAGAAGGAGAAGGUGAAGAAAGCAGCAGAUCAUUGCCGUCAGGUCCUUAACCACGUGAACCAGGCUGUCAAGGAAUCGGAGAACAAGCAGCAUCUGGAAGAUUAUCAGCGUCGUCUUGACCUGUCCUACUUAAAGCAGUCUGAGGAUCCCAUGAUGGAUGAGUUCAGGAACUUGGAUCUCACAAAGAGAAAAAUGCUUCAUGAAGGACCUUUGACUUGGAAGGUUAAUCGUGACAAAACUAUCGAUCUCUACACUCUGCUCUUGGAGGACAUUCUGGUGCUGUUGCAGAAACAAGAUGAUAAGCUGGUCUUGAAGUGUCACAGUAAAAUCUUGGCAUCGACAGCUGAUAGCAAGCACACCUUCAGUCCUAUCAUCAAACUGAACACUGUUCUGGUUCGUCAGGUGGCAACAGAUAACAAAGCUUUCUUCGUCAUCUCCAUGUCAGAAAAUGGUGCUCACAUUUACGAGCUGGUGGCACAGACAGUUUCAGAAAAGAACGUAUGGCAGGACCUCAUAGCUCAGAUGGCAGGGAAUGUAAAAAUGGAGAGUAGCAGAAGAGUGAUUCCAUUACCACAGUCGGGACCUGGCGAAGAAGAGCGUGAAGAAGAGGAGCAGCAGAAGCUCAAAGACCAGCAUGACAUUCCUGCCAGUAGCCUGCAAAGCCCAGACAAAGAUCUGGGCCUAGACUCUCCACUGAUACUGAAUGCUCAGACUUCACCCACCAUGUCUGAAAAGUCUGAGGUGGAAAGUCUUCUUGUGGCAGAGAGACAGUUUGAUAAAGUGCAACAGGCAGACCUGGCCCUGAAGGAGUCUUCUCCAUGCUAUGAACACACAGCCACCAAUUUACCUUUGGUAUCAGGAGGGCAGUGGGCACUGGAUGCAUUAAGGAACCUGGACUUGCUGAAAAAGCUGUUGGUCCAACAGCUUGGCUUUGCUGAGAAGGGGACCCUCGAAGACCGGCAGCGCUUUCCCAGGUUCAGGACUGUCUCUCAAGAGGCACAAACAGAGAGUGGAAGUGAGCUUGGACUGCAGCACUCCAACCAUAACAAAUUUCACCAGCCUGGAGCAGACCCCACGCUUCCAAGAAGCGGAACUAACGAGCCCACAGCUAAUUAUGGCCUCCGGACUUCAGCUGAAUCACCAACUCCAGGGGAUGCCAUGCAGCUGGGAGCAAGAGACCCCAGACCCAGCAGUAACUUAGCGAUGGACCGCAUGGGUGUGAGUCUGGAGGUCUCUGCCACAGAGCUGGAAGGGGUGGGUGCUGAUGAGAGUGGGGAGCAUUUCUUUGAUGCCCGAGAAGCUCACAGUGAUGAAAAUCCAUCUGAAAGUGAGCUAAUGGAAAGGAAGGACGAGGAGGAUGUGCAAAUACGGAUCUCAGGAAAUUAUUUGAUCCUUGAUGGAUAUGAAGCAGUGCAGGAGAGCUCCACGGAUGAGGAGGUGUCAUCUCUGGUUCUCCAGGGUGCUGCAGGUGGCCACACCUCUUUGGACUCUGCACAGCAGCAGCCCCUUUCCCCACGGGACACGCAGUCGGAUGGAGGGAGCUCCCCUUUUGCAGAGGAGAUGAUGGUUUCCCGCUGGGGAGGAGUGGAAGAGCCCUGCACGGUUGUAGCAAACCCUCCCUUCUGGUCUAUAGAGUCACGCGUGCAGAUGAUGCAGUAUAUUCAGAAGAUAGAGAAUGACCUUGAAAAGUUAAAGGAGGUUGAGGAAGACUACAUCAUUCUCCGUCGCCAAGGGCUGGCUGGGUCAGCCUCCACAGGAGAGCACUCAGAGAAAAGUUAGUCGUGUUUUCAGGACAACUGAAGAUUGGAUGAGGACUAUCAGGACUCAGCACCUGCUGCCUUCCUUGUGGACUCUAAGACAAGAGGGUUCAGACCAUCCAAACGUGGACCAUCCUCUAGCAAAGCGGGCAUGGGUGCUUUUCCUGUGGGGCAUCUGCACUAUCUUGUCAGUGAGGGAGUCUGUUCUAUUCUACUCCUCCUCUCCUUGCCACCAGAAAUUCUUUUUUUUUUUUUUUUUUUUUCAGAACAGAAAAACCAAACCAAAUGUACAGAGCUUUGGGUGUAGGAUAUAAAAAUGUAUUUAGACAUUUAAAAAAAAAAAAAAAAAAUCAUUGUAUUUAUUUGACUUCAUUCCGUGUAUCAAAAGCACAUUUUAAUUUUUUAAUCUGCCUAUUUUUUUUUUGUUGUUGUCGUUGUUCUAUUUUAAUUGGGUAAUGACAGUUCUAGCCCUGUGCAUCCAGUGUGCUGUGCCACCUGCUGCUCCUGAGCCUCGUUAGGUCCCAGGGCAGAAGGUGUGCCUUGUGCAAGUGUACCUUCACUUCACUGGACUGGACUCUGCACUCCCUGCUGGCACCCAAACUGCCAGGCAAAGAGCCACUUAUGAAGGUGUUACGAUGACUUGUGGCUGGAACUGUGUGCAUCCAACGGUUGCAUGGGAAAUGCUCAUGUCACCAUGUGUCCAACAAGGGUUUUCCAUGCUCUGAGUAGCCAGGCACUUGGGCAAAGUUUUUUUUUCCCCCCCCCCUCUCUCCCAUUAGGGUUCUCCUUUGUUGACAUGCGAGAUAAGACUGGGAGAGGAGAAUUGGUUUAAUUUUUUUUCUUGACUUUGUUGGCUUUGAUCAUUGUCUCCUUUGUAAAGUGAUAAAAUUACUUGGACCUGCAGCACUUUUGUAACUCUUCUCUGGAUCAAAAAAAGAAAAAAAAAGAAAAAAAUGCAAACCCAGAAGUGUUUCAAAGAUGUGGGGCGGAUGGGUGUCUGUCCCUGAUUCACUACUGAAUGAAUAAGGGCUGCCAUUUGAGUUAGCCACAGGUACUGCUGAUUAUAGGGCCAGUAAAUUUUAGUACCUGAACGUAUGUCUUGCUGAGGGCUUGGGGUGUUCAGUUGUUGUUUCUUUCUUUGUGCCAAUGUGUUCUCACUGAAACGGAGAUGUGCAAAGCAAAGGAGGCUGAAACAGCUCUCCAGCACUUCCCUAGGCCUGUUCUGAUGGGGGUUUGCUGUUGAAAUACCUUCCUGUCUGGGAACAAGAUGUAACCAUCAGCCACCAGCGGAGCCAAUGCUGGGCAGCCUCUGCUGGCUGUGCACUGCCCUGGGUUGGUCCUGGGAUGGGCAGCAGCAUGGCUCUGAGAGUGGGGCAGCUGUAGUGCAAAGCAUGCAAAGCUGUCCCUUUUUCCACCCUCUUUCCUUCCAGGUUUUAAACAAUUUAACAAAGCCGAACUGAACAGCAUGCCAAACCUGUAAAUCCCAUUAACCCAUCAGAACUGCAAUAGCAGCUGCAAUUGCGUGGAUCAUGAAGUGCUGAGAAUCUGUCUUUGGUCAGCAGAAAGAUCGUACUCCCUGCUCCAUUAAAACAAAUGUUUUCUCGUAAGCUAUUGGCACAGAGUCAGAUCUCUCCUUUUUUUUAAACUUAAGCUGGAAAGGAGAUCCUUUUUCUUCUUCCCAUUAGAAAUAGGCAAGGGAUAAGUUCAUGUAAGGAUUGAACAGAGAGGAUUUGGGGCCUGGUGUGAAAGAAGGAGCCCCGAUCCCUUAUGGAGCAGGGAGGAGUUCCUCUUUUGAAGAGCUGAUUGCACAAAGUGUCACUGUUCACCAGCAGGAGCAUUGCACUGCCAACACAAGCCAAAGUGUUCUCUUCCAUGCUGGCAGGAGCUGCUUCUUCCUUGGGUCCUGCUCAGGUCCAUCCUGCUCACCCCAUGAACGUUCUGUCAGUAUUAGCCAGGCACUUCCCUCCUUACCUGCUGGGACCUCCCCUCCUCGCCUUCAGCCCCACCAGUUCCUUUGGUUAGAAGCACCCACGCUUCCUCUGCUUAGCCCCAGAAGUAGAAUGCUGCCUCAUGCUGAUGCAGCAGCUUUACCCGAUCCUGCCAGAAACUCAGCUGGGCUGCAGCCAAACCUGCUAUCCAGCUCCCUUUAUUCCCCACCCCAGAUCAUCCCCUCGGUCAGUUGGCACAGUGCUGGUCUGCAACCCACACUCCAGAAACAGGAGCAGUCCUUGGACUCACUGUCCAAAAGCUUGCCAGCCUACGAGCUGCUGGAGUCCCCCAUAAUGCUGGAUGUAAGCUGGGACGAGGGCAGGGGCAGCUCUGUCCCUUUUCACUCUCAGGAUGCACGGGGGGGAAAUAUCUUUGCUUUCUGCUGGGCUGACAGGUGGCAGGGAACUCAUUUGGGGUGACUGGUCUGCAGUGCAGGAGGCUGCAGAGUGCUGUAAGGAAUGGCAGAGAAACCCUACCUGUUUGAACCCAGCUGUAUGGAAAACAGAAAGGUCACACCAUGGGUUUUUGUUUCUGUUGCGUUCUGUUUCUGCUGCUGCUUUGUUGGUCAUCUUGGCAAAUGGGGCAUUACUCCCCUAGAGAAAUGAUGGUGGGGUCAGGGAUCUGUGCGCAGUAACCCGGAAUGAUGAGGGGUUCCUUUCUACUCUCUGGCACAUCUACUGUAUGGCAGAACCUCAGGCCGUGCCUCGCUGUGCGGAAGGAGCUGGAACUAAAUGCACUUUUCAGGAUUCCCCUUUCCCCUCCAAGCCAUAAUGUUACCCUUUCUUAAAUUCCAAUUUCCAGGGUAAGAAAGCAUUUUAAUUCGCUCCUGGUUGGUGAUUGUACAUUCCCUUCCUCAGACUGGACAGCAGAGCAAGGCAGUGCUCUCUGGUUUCCUUGCCCAGCCCAUCCUUCCUCCAAUUUAGUUCUUUCCUCCCAGCUAUGAGAUGCUGUCUGGCGUUGUGUUCUCUCUCUGCUCCCCAAAGAAGCCCCCCCUUCCCCCAAAGGUGCCAACUGACAAGCAGAUGUACUGCAAAAGGGAUUCUGCAGCCAAAACACUGCUGUUGCAUUUUGAAUUCAGUCUUUCGGAGCUCUCUUCAUAUUAGAAUAUUUUUAUUUUCUUUGUACAACAUACAAUCAUGUACUCUUAACAGAGAUCUACUUUAAAGAGAAGAAAAAAGAAAGAAAUCUGGAAGUAUUCUUUAAAAAAAAAAAAAUACACAAGAAUCUUUAUUAAUAAUCCUGUAUUUUUACUGAUCAUGUUUGAAUGUCUAAAAAGACUUUAUUGUUCUAAUUAUCCAGAUGUAUGUUUGUAAAAUAGCUCUUUUAUGACUUAGCUGAUAAGGUUGUAUGUUUCUGGAAUUAAAUAUUGGUCACUUAAAAAAAAAAAAAAGAAAAAUGUUGUUUUCAGGAUCUGGGAAAUAGAAAAUUUACGCGUUUCAAAUAUCAUUAAAUAAGCUUAAAGGAAA